Molecule: messenger RNA, 1783 nt
Organism: Folsomia candida
Lineage: Eukaryota; Metazoa; Arthropoda; Collembola; Entomobryomorpha; Isotomidae
Exons: 6
Coding region: 192-1589 (465 amino acids)
Source: RefSeq, a predicted model, not a curated record
GAAGCAGUAUUGAUUCUAGUUUCAGUCAAAUAAUGACAUUUUUCAUGUUGGAAGAGACUUCUUCUGAGAAUUGUUCAUCAGUUUGGGCCGAAUUUUGGAAUAAGAAUAAGUGUGUCACUAAUAAAACUAGGCAAAAAAAGCAGUCAACGAGAUAAUAAAAAUCAAAUAUACGAUAAAAAAAAGUUCCCGACAUGAACAAAGCAUUUUUUCUCGUCACAGAUGUCGACGUUGUCGACGGAUCCCACCAACUUGUCCACCGUCUCUCCGACCCAAACUUGAACACGACGGUGUACGCUCUGGUGCCGGAUUUUCAAACGUUGCGAAACUACCGUGGUGAAUUUCCUCACACGAACUUUAUCUAUUUGGACUUGAACAAGAGUGUGAACGUGAAUAAAGAAGUGUUAUCCUGCCUGCCUGAAUUGGACUGCAUUUUAAACUAUUCGGGGGACACGUUGUCAAAUUCGUUGCAUCGCGUGAGGGGAAUUCAUGUUUCAAAGACGACUUGCUUCGACGCCGACGAAGUUUCACUCACCACAAUUUACGAGGUAUUGGAAGCCCAUAAGAAAAAAAUUGGCACUGUGAUCAUAAACGUGCGGAAAAAGGUGAUAACACUCGAAAUAUUGACAAAAACUAUAUUGUCAAAUAAUAACGACCGCUAUGACUGCUCUGGCGCCGAAGCGUUGGCCAAACUCGUCAAAAAAGAAAAGAUCCGUCGUUCCCAGGAAAACUUCGAGGCCAAACUUUACUUCCGUCCAGGUCGUAAAUUCGUCCUACCGACCUCAUCUCGAUCCCCAUCCCCGCAACCCCCACUGCUUUUCAUGGAACGAUCCUCCCCCUCACCACCACGACCACCCUCCAGCUCAGCCCUGCUGGACCCCGUCCGUCUCAUGAAUAUGGGACCCCUCUUCCUCCAAGAGACGCAACCUCUCAUCCCCCCAAAAUUUCCCGGAAAAUGCACCAUUUUCUCGUCCAUCUUCUCGUCCAUGUUCUGCUGCUGCUGUUUUAAACGCUGCUUCCCCCCAAAAAUGGACCCCGUAACGCCCCGAUUUCGAUACGAACAGGAAAUCCGAGCCUACACCAGGGGCGAACAACAGCUCGUUCUCCGCCGCAAGUUGAACCGAGUCCUCGACAAUGCGGAAGUCGAAUGGUAUCGAGUCAUGUCGCGGGUCGAUAGUGACGAAGUUCUCAGGAUUGAAGAGCUCUCGGUGCAGCAUAGGGAAAAAAAGAGGAAGGCUGAGGAAGAGGAGAGAGCCAAGAAUCCUGUCGCCCCCAGGAAGAAACCUGACCUUCAACUGACCCCCAGAACGAGUUGGACAUCCGGCCCGAUCUGCGCCUACUCGCCGCACAAGAAGAAAAUGGUGUGCAACAAGAGGGUCACCUUCGUGUGGGACGAAGACCGCGAUUUUCACGAGCGUGCUGACGAAAUCAGGAGAGAAAUGAAGUACGAAAAGCAGGUCAAAGAGGCGGAACACUACUCUUUGUGGGUGCAUCGCCAGAUAAGCACGUUGAGAGGGACGAAGGACAAAUAUUUGGCGAAGUAUGAUAAAUACUAUUUCCAAACGUUCCGAAAACCUCCACCGUUCGAGUGAAGUCGGGCUAAAUAGUUUAGAAAAGUUAGUACAAAUAAUAAUAAUAAUUUUUUAAAUUAGUGGUCAUUUCAGAAAUUUCGUAUUUUUUUUAUUUACUGUUCUUAGACCAAAUCAUUGUAUCGUUUUUAUAAGAUUUUUUAAUAAUAAACCACAAGUCGUCGUUGGUUGAAAUGUCGCCUUGUUCUUGUUUCUGA